Molecule: messenger RNA, 1416 nt
Organism: Cyclopterus lumpus (lumpfish)
Lineage: Eukaryota; Metazoa; Chordata; Actinopteri; Perciformes; Cyclopteridae
Product: thiamine transporter 1-like
Exons: 5
Coding region: 1-1416 (471 amino acids)
Biological process (GO): vitamin transport; transmembrane transport
Cellular component (GO): plasma membrane
Molecular function (GO): vitamin transmembrane transporter activity
Source: RefSeq, a predicted model, not a curated record
AUGGGCUUCUGCUGGAGCGCGGAGUGUGGCGGCAGGCCUAGCUGGGCAGGUCAUAAUAAGCCCUGCCAUGCUGGUUGGGUGGGCUCCACUGUGCCGCUCUGCAUCUACGGCUUCUGCUCCAUGAUGAGGCCCAUAGAGCCCUUCAUGACAGAGUUUCUCACGGGGACCUACAAGAAUCUCACCACGGAGCAGGUGAAUAGACAGGUGUAUCCUGUGUGGACUUACUCCAGCCUGGUUCUCCUCAUCCCAGUCCUCCUGGUGACAGACCUCCUCAGGUACAAGCCUGUAAUCAUCCUCCAGGGGCUCAGCCACGUCGCGGCGUCUCUGCUGGUACUAGUCGGCUCGGGGGUCCGCUCAGCCCAGUUAGCCUUCUUCUGCUACAGCGUUGCCGUGGCAGCGGAUGUGGCCUAUUUCUCCUACAUUUACAGUGUGGUGGAUCCUCGCUUCUAUCAGAGAGUGACCAGUUAUGUCAGAGGGGCCAUGCUGCUGGGCUACGCUAUGGGCGCUCUACUGGGUCAACUGCUUGUGUCUUUGGUUGGGGUGUCCUUGUACUGCUUAGCUGCUGUGUCUCUCGCCUCUGUCUCCGUAGCACUGAUAACCUCCUUUUCCCUGCCAAUGCCUGAGACUAGUUUAUUUCUUCAGGGGACGUAUUCUCCACAACAGGUAAGCUCAGUUGAAGACAGUUGCGACUCUGAAGGCCGAAACUUUUCCACGUGGGCGAAGAGCGUGAGUCCCGUAAGGAGGAUGUUGAGACUCGCGUUAGACUGCAAGACAUGUUACUCGUCGAUGGCCAUGCUCUUCUUCUGCAUGUGGUCGGCGAUGGGGAAAUGCGGCUUUUACCAGGUGGCAGGGUACGUCCAGCUCCUCUGGGUACACAUGCAGCCCCACAACUUCACGGCCUACAAUGGAGGGGUGGACGGCGUCAGCACACUGUCCGGAGCUGCAGCCUCUGUCGCCGUGGGACACAUGUCUCUGGAGUGGUCCGUGUGGGGGGAACUGGUCCUGGGGGCGUUCACCUUCCUGAUCGCGGGGGCCAUAUUCCUAAUGGAUCUGACUGACAACAUCUGGAUCAGCUACUCGUGCUACUUCUUCUUCAAAACCGUGUACAUGGCGCUCACCACCAUCUGCACUUUUCAGAUAGCCAAGAUGCUGAACAGGGAGCGCUACGCGUUGGUACUCGGCAUGAACAGUUUUGUGGGCACAAUCCUCCAAAGUGUCCUCACCGGCAUCGUCAUCAGCUCCAAGUCUCUACAGCUCACCAUCAUCUUGCAGUUUGUUGUCUACGCCUCGUACUUUGCUGCCAUGUCCCUGCUGUUCACGGCCAGAGGUGUGUACACUGUCCUCCACACGAAGCGUUCCGCUGGAGGCGACCUGGCAGAGAGAGCCACCAACCUGCCAGAGGCCUCAUGCCUUUGA